AUGGCUUCCCCCCUUCACCGUUGCAUAUCUAGGCGGCGGAACAAAUCGUCCAGCCUGCCAGAUCUAAGACAGACCAUCGUGCACAAAAUAGCUGGUCGCUUCAGGCGUGAAUAUGUAUGUGUCAUAGGCGACGGAGGAACGGGACGUAAUACACUAGUACGCCGCUUCUUGAAUAUGUCUGAUGGUCCUUUUCGUUAUUCACAGGUCACGAGAUACAACUACCGUUUUAUCAUGGUGCAUCUUUCAGAGAGGCCGAAUAUUCGGGAUCAGGAGAUUGUCAAUCUCUGUGUUUAUAUUUUUAAUCUUGAAGGGCUGAGUUCUCACACUUUCCAUUUAUCUGUUCAUCUAAACUCAUUUGCCAUCGUUUUUGAUAUAAGCCGCAGGAGUACUUUCUUCAGCGCUGUUCACUGCAUGCAUAGAUAUGCUGCAUAUUUAGGUCACAACAGGUAUAUCUUGGUUGGUAAUAAGGUUGAUCACCUACGGCCUGAAGUAUCGCAGGAGGAGGCUGUUGCUGCUGCAGCAGAACGCGGGGCUCGACGCUACUAUGGUUGCUCCGCUCUCAUGAAUAUUAAUAUGGAUUCAGUCUUUGAUGCUCUUCUGUUAAUGGCUCUCGAUCCGUUUAGACCUCUGCCUCCAUAA
This is a messenger RNA of Argiope bruennichi, 639 nucleotides long. RefSeq names its product ras-related protein Rab-18-like. The transcript has a single exon. Gene Ontology annotation, molecular function: GDP binding; GTPase activity; GTP binding. Gene Ontology annotation, biological process: signal transduction. The record is from RefSeq and is a predicted model, not a curated record. NCBI's taxonomy places the organism in Eukaryota, Metazoa, Arthropoda, Arachnida, Araneae, Araneidae. The coding region runs from base 1 to 639 and encodes 212 amino acids. Gene Ontology annotation, cellular component: plasma membrane.